Messenger RNA from Cetraspora pellucida, 1664 nucleotides. The record is from the annotation of a GenBank genome assembly. NCBI's taxonomy places the organism in Eukaryota, Fungi, Glomeromycota, Glomeromycetes, Diversisporales, Gigasporaceae.
CUAUAAAACUCAAGUGGACUAUAGGAUAUCAAGAUACCACAAAUCAAAUAGCAAAACAAGUCUCAGAAGCAAAGACAUAUCACGAUUGGUCAAAGAUAAUUGAAGAUAAAUUAAUUGACAAUUACGAUUAUAUUCCAACAGAAUAUAAGAGUAGAAGAAUAUAUUAUUACGAACUAAUAAGUCUCACACCAACUCUAGUAGAAAUAUAUAAUCCAGAAGAAGUGAAUGAACCAAACUUAUUCUGCAAAGUAGAAUUAAAAGAAAGAAGUCCAAGAGAAAAAGAAAAACUUCCAAGAAAGAAAUCAGAACCAACAUACGAUAACUGUAUAAUCUGUAACGAAUUUAGAAGAGUAAAUCAAGUAGAAAAAAUCUGUAAAAGUUGCAAGAUAACAAUUAACAGAAAAGAAACUGAAAGAAGAAAUCAGGAAUUUCUUGAAUCAGUAAAACUUCGACAAGAAACAAUACAAAACUGUGAACAUUGUCUUGAAAGACAUAAAGAGUGUAUAAAGAAAAUAGAAAAGCAAAUCUUUGAUUUGGAUGCAAUUGCAGUACAAGAGUUAAACUGUACUCAAAGAAACGAGAACUGUGAAACUAUUUCAAAGAAAAAAGGAAAGACAAGAAAUAGAGAAAAACAAAUCUUAGAAAGAAAAAGAAAACCUAAAGAAAGAAGAUUUGAAAAGUGUAGAUUGUGCAAAAUACCACAAUUCUUAGAUUACGCAUACACUUGUAAAAAGUGUAGGGUAAAGAAAACUCAAGAAGAAUGUAUCAACUGUGCAGGAGAAGGAUUAACCUGUACACCAGCAGAAAAACAAGAUCAUACAUCUUUAAGAAAAAGCUGUGAUAAUUGUCAUAUCAGAAAAAAGAAGUGUCAGAAAUCACUUACAGACAAACAGUGUCACUAUUGUAAGAAAGAAGAAAAAGAUUGCACUUACAAUAUCAAAACAAAGAACCGACAAUAUUAUCAUACGAUAAGAAAAUUGAAAUUAAUGGUAGUAUACUGGAAUAUACUAUUAGAAAUAAAACGAGCAAUUCAAGAUUAUCAAUCUCAAAUAAUUACAGAAGAAAGCUUAAAAGAAAAGCUAAAUAAAAAUCUGAAAGAUUUACCAACAGGAACAUUAAGACAAUUAGUCUGUAACCUCUUCUAUAUGACAUUAGAAAGAGAAUCUAAACAACUAACAAAAGUAGUUGAAGAAAUAGAUAGACAAACAGAACCAAGCAAAUUGAUAGAAGCUUUAGCAGAAGCACAAACAGCCUUUGAAGAAAUAGAAACAUUUACAACAUUUCUAACAGAAAUAGUUGACGAAAUAGAUAAUAUAAAAGCAAGAAUAGAAUUAGGACAAUUAGUAACUACUUCAAAUUUAAACGAUAAAAUAAUAUCAACAAAACAACAAUUUGAAACAAAAUUGAGACGAGAAUAUAAUCAGAAUAGAGAACAAAGAAGAAUACUAGAAUCUCUAUUAUCCUAUAUAUUUACUGUAAUAACCUGGGAAGAAGAUCCAGACAAAGGACCAAACUUUAAAGACCUGAAACAAGAACUAAACAAAACCUCAAUAGCAAUAAAAGAAAUUACGAAGAAACUGAACUCAAGUAUAAUAAGAAGACAAACAAAUCAAUUAUUAGUACUUCUACCAAGUAAUACUCAAAAUAAGUUAGAAGAAAUCUAA